Filobasidium floriforme is the source of this 1632-nucleotide messenger RNA. Its product is annotated as pyridoxal phosphate-dependent transferase. NCBI's taxonomy places the organism in Eukaryota, Fungi, Basidiomycota, Tremellomycetes, Filobasidiales, Filobasidiaceae. The transcript is spliced from 4 exons. The record is from RefSeq and is a predicted model, not a curated record. Bases 89 to 1420 code for a protein of 443 amino acids. Gene Ontology annotation, biological process: biosynthetic process. Gene Ontology annotation, molecular function: pyridoxal phosphate binding.
AUUCGAUCAACCUACAAGCUACAAGCUACAAGACGUGCAGGCAAAAAGAGUCAAUUACCGUGGGAAAGAUAGCACGAUAGGAUUCAUCAUGCCAAAUCUCGCCGUCCGAGGGACCGUCAGGUCCACCAUGACGCCGCCAAUCCCAAAGGCUCAAGCCUGGAUUCGGCAGUUCCCCGCGACCGCAUCCCGACCUCUGCUCAACCUCUCUCAAGGCGUGCCCGGUGAAGCGCCGGAAAAGAUCUUUACCGACAGGAUCUCGGAACUCUCUCAAGACAGAGAGCCCGCCAAUUAUGGGUCCAUUCAGGGAGACGACGGGUUGAGGGAAGCCGUCAAGGAGGAGAUGGGAGAUGUCUAUCGGUGGAACGAAAAGGGAUCGGGUGGAGUGGGCGUCGUCAAGGAGCAGAUCGCCAUUUCUGCAGGGUGUAAUCAGGCUUUCUACUUGACGAUGAGUGUGCUGUGUUCGGAAGGAGACGAAGUUCUAAUUCCUUGUCCAUGGUACUUCAACAUGUUGAUGACUUUUCAACUCCUUCGGCUCAAGCCCGUCCCCCUCCCACUCUCCCCAUCGAACGGUUUCACGCCCAGUGUGGACCAAGCCAAGUCCCUGAUCACACCUCGGACACGUGCGAUCGCCCUGGUCAGCCCAAACAAUCCAUGUGGGACGAUCUACCCCCCGGCCCUGCUGGACUCGUUCUGUGGAUUGGCUAAAGAAUCCGGCAUCGCCCUCGUCGUCGAUGAGACCUACCGAGACUUUGUCCCUCCGUCACCAUCGCGAGCGCCCGGGGCGGGAGAUAGAGGGAAACCUCACGACCUGUUCGACGAGCCCGAUUGGGACGAGACGCUCGUCAGCCUCUUCAGCUUUAGUAAGAGUUACAAGAUUCCCGGGUAUCGGUUGGGGGGCAUCGUGGCGAGUCGAACGGUCUUGGAGGCUUGCCGUACCGUGGCGGAUUGUAUUCAGGCGAGUCUUCGGAAAAAAAACGGGAUCUGCCCAGCCAGGCUCCCACAACUCGCUCUCGCCGAACUCUUACCCGCCCUUCGACCUUCCCUAAUAUCCACCUCCAAAGCCCUCGCCUCCCGCCUCAAACGGUUCGAAGACGCCAUCUCCAUCGUCCCUGGCUGGCAGGUCGUCUCAUCCGGCGGCUACUUUUCCUACGUAAAGUUCCCCGACGUGUACGGUCCCGACGUCACUUCGGAACGGGUCGCAGAGAGGUUGGCCAUAGAGUGCGGGGUGUUGACGCUGCCCGGAUGUUGGUUCAUGCCCGAGAGGGAGGACGAAGGGUGGAAGAGCUUGGAGAGGAUGGGCAGCGAGCUCAUCAGUGACAGGUGGUUGAGAUUCGCCAUCGCCAACGUAUCGGACGAGACCGUCGACAAGAUCCCCGAGCGCCUGAAGCAGCUUAACGAGCUAUACGCAGCGGGUUCUUAGAAAAGGUUCCGUUUUGCCUCCGCCCGAGGUUGUUCCUCCGCACACAAAAGAAGGGGUCGCUCGGUUUCGUAGCCUGUUGAAAAUAGAUUAUCGAAUGCUGGACUGUAUCUGCAAGCAAUUCUCCUGAUUAAUGCCACAACGAAGGAUUCUGCGAAACGCUCGGGUGGUUCGGAACUUCGGGACCUCGCCAAGGACGAUCGCCGCGAAUCUCG